UUUAUAUGGACUAUGCCGGAAAAGUUACCUGGUAUUUUCUUGAGUUUGAUGACCGAGUCAACCACUUCAAUAGCUAUGAUCUGUUGUUCUGCAUGCAUAAUUUAUAAUAAUGCAUUCGAGCUCAACAUUGACAUACUAUAAUUAUUAUAGUCCGGUCACCCUAUAUAAUGUACAUAAUGUAUGCAUGUAUGUACAUGUAUUAUUAUAAGAAUUAUAAAAUAUAGGGACAGUGUCGCAUGCAGUGGCCGCAAUAGCAAGGUGGCUGCUUUAACAGCCUGCAUGCAUGCCAAUUAAUUCGUGCCUAGCGAAACAAAAGGUAUAAUUAUAUAUAUAGAGAGGUGACCGUAAUUCAAAGAGCCGAGAGUCUAUACCGUAUAGCGCGAAACACAUUCUACAAAACGUCCACAAAAUGGAACCUCCAUUAAAAAAUUAUUGCUGUUAUUUUGCACAAUCGUGAAAACCUAUAAUUUAUAUAGAUGCAUGCAUAAUUAUAGCUGGUCCCGGCCGACCUAUCUCACUUACCAGGGGAGACUUUUUGCUGCAAUUCAAGCAUUGGGGGAUCCUGAUGUGGCCUUUGAGUAAUGGAUGAAAUGGAGGUCUUUUCAUCUGCAUCAUGACGACUGCCCUCAAAAUGUUUUUGUAGCUUUCUCGGUUUAAUCUUGUGGCAGAUUGGAGAAAUUGAUUGAUUGAGAGCAGCCACAGAAUGUUUGUUAAUUGGAGUGCUAGUAAAAACUCCUCUUGGUGUCGGCAGAGCUCUCUCUUUUCUCUUCUUUUGAGGAUUAAGUAGUGAGGAAUGCUCAAUAACGUCGGACCGUGUAGUAAACUCAACUUCAUCAUUGUCCGAUGUAAUUGGUGUGAUCUGUUGAGAGGUGAUCUGUUGAGAGGUGUGUAAUUCUGCCUCAGAACUUGAAGGUGAUCCAUUCAAAGAAAGUGAGAGGUGUGGUCUCGUGCAUCGCUUCUUCUUGGGAGACCUACACAACUUGGCAGGAGAAUACAAUUAUUUCUUCAAUGUAACUGCAGCUGUUUGCCUCACAUUCCUGCUCUGGUGAGCCUCACGUGCAGGAGUUUGUUGAGAGGAGGAUGCAGGAAUUUGUUGAGAGGAGGAUGCAGGAGUUUGUUUCAGUUCAGAGGAGGCUAUAUAUAUAUAUAAUAAUAAUGAUGACUGCCAUGAAUUAAUUGCACAUUAAAAAUCAUGUACGAACAGACUGUCAGACAACUUACCAUCCUUCCAAGGUUCGAGAAUUGAACCCUCUACUUAACCUCAUGACAGCAGAGCAAACAUUUGCUUGGAUUUCCAGAUGCAACGGUGCAACAGAUGCAACGGUGCAACAGAUGCAACAGAUGCAACAGAUGCAACGGUGCAACAGAUGCAACGGUGCAACAGAUGCAACAGAUGCAACGGUGCAACAGAUGCAACGGUGCAACAGAUGCAACGAUGCAACAGAUGCAGCGGUGCAACAGAUGCAACAGAUGCAACAGAUGCAACGGUGCAACAGAUGCAACAGAUGCAACGGUGCAACAGAUGCAACGGUGCAACAGAUGCAACAGAUGCAACAGAUGCAAUGGUGCAACAGAUGCAACAGAUGCAACAGAUGCAACAGAUGCAACGGUGCAACGGUGCAACAGAUGCAACAGAUGCAACGGUGCAACAGGUGCAACGGUGCAACAGAUGCAACCGUGGAAAAGAUGCAACAGAUGCAACGGUGCAACAGAUGCAACAGAUGCAACGGUGCAACAGAUGCAACGGUGCAACAGGUGCAACGGUGCAACAGAUGCAACGGUGCAACAGGUGCAACGGUGCAACAGAUGCAACGGUGCAACAGAUGCAACAGAUGCAACAGAUGCAACGGUGCAACAGAUGCAACGGUGCAACAGAUGCAACGGUGCAACAGAUGCAACAGAUGCAACAGAUGCAACGGUGCAACAGAUGCAACAGAUGCAACGGUGCAACAGAUGCAACAGAUGCAACAGAUGCAACGGUGCAACAGGUGCAACGGUGCAACAGAUGCAACCGUGGAAAAGAUGCAACAGAUGCAACGGUGCAACAGAUGCAACAGAUGCAACAGAUGCAACGGUGCAACAGAUGCAACGGUGCAACAGAUGCAACAGAUGCAACGGUGCAACAGAUGCAACAGAUGCAACGGUGCAACAGAUGCAACAGAUGCAACGGUGCAACAGAUGCAAUGGUGCAACAGAUGCAACAGAUGCAACAGAUGCAACGGUGCAACAGAUGCAACAGAUGCAACGGUGCAACAGAUGCAACGGUGCAACAGAUGCAACGAUGCAACAGAUGCAACGGUGCAACAGAUGCAACAGAUGCAACAGAUGCAACGGUGCAACAGAUGCAACAGAUGCAACAGAUGCAACGGUGCAACAGAUGCAACGGUGCAACAGAUGCAACGGUGCAACAGAUGCAACAGAUGCAACGGUGCAACAGAUGCAACAGAUGCAACAGUGCAACAGAUGCAACGGUGCAACAGAUGCAACGGUGCAACAGAUGCAACGGUGCAACAGAUGCAACGGUGCAACAGAUGCAACGGUGCAACAGAUGCAACAGAUGCAACGGUGCAUGCAAUGCAAGUGAUCAUGCGUGGACAGAGGAGGCGCGGUGCAGCUCAGGCAAUUAGCCUUUGAAUAAUUAUCCGUCCACGUCGUAUGUUUUUGCUGAGAGUAAUCAAAGGGCUAAUUACUUGAGCUGCACCGCGCCUGUCGCCUGUCGGACCUCCUCUGAUGCGUGGACUUAGGCUAAGUCUUAGCCUUGAUUCCAUACACUCUAAGUAAUCGAGGCUACUUAAGUACCUCGAUUACCAGGCCGCACUAGCUAGUGGGAUGGAUAGCCUCGAAUCCUUGAUUAUACAGCCACAGUAAUGGCGAUCCCAUGCAACGUGCUACUGUUGCAUUUAUGUGCGUACAUAAUUCGUGUGCCCAUAUCACGCCA
Messenger RNA from Halichondria panicea, 2938 nucleotides. RefSeq names its product bromodomain-containing protein DDB_G0280777-like. The transcript has a single exon. Bases 1299 to 2627 code for a protein of 442 amino acids. The record is from RefSeq and is a predicted model, not a curated record. NCBI's taxonomy places the organism in Eukaryota, Metazoa, Porifera, Demospongiae, Suberitida, Halichondriidae.